GGGGGGAAGGUGGAGAACGCUGUGUGACCGUCGCCGAGGUAAGAAUGAAGACAAUCUCGUUCCAUUCCGUAGCCAGAAAACAAUUUAAAAAACCCUAUUUUCAUAUUCCGUUCCUACAAAUUAGGCAACACUAUCUUUAGAAAAAUUGAAAUUCAGCACUGGAUGUGUAUGAACACCCGCAAAUUCAAGACUCAGAUUUAAUCUGAUUGCUGCAUUUUGCCCAUGGAAGUCGCUGCUCUACCUUCCCUUUCUCCUCUUCCACUCCGUUAUGGAAAUUCAAGUGGUUCUGCUUCGCUGGUGUCAUUGCGGUUUUGCAGUUAUAAAGGAACUUAUAUUGGCUGCUCUCUUCAUAAACAGAAAAGUUGGAGGAAUUCAUGUAAUUCUGUUCACAAAAACUUCUUAUUUAAUCAAAGAAAGCAUGAUGCUGUAUCUUGGUCUUAUUUAAAACCCAGUAUGGGAUUGAGCCGAUCUUUUGUCAGUAGUAAAUUGCAUAAUCAAAACAAAUUAACCAGAUCUGUAAUUGUGAGAUCUGAACUUGCUGGGACUGGGAAUGCAGAUGCUCCUUAUCAUUUGUCAGAAUUUAAACUGGGUUCAAAGGUUAGAGGAAUUUGCUUUUAUGCUGUUACUGCUAUUGCUGCCAUUUUGUUGAUUGGACCAAUGCUGGCAGCUCAUCCUUUCGUACUUUUGUUGGAUCAGUACAGAAGAAAAAUUCAGCAUCAUAUUGCCAAAAUGUGGGCUUUGCUGACUGUUACUCCAUUCAUUAAAAUUGAGUUUGAAGGACUGGAUAACCUGCCUUCAUCAGAUACUCCUGCAGUGUAUGUUUCCAACCACCAGAGCUUUUUAGACAUUUAUACUCUUCUUACUCUUGGAAGAAGCUUCAAGUUCAUAAGCAAGACUUCAAUAUUUCUUUUUCCCAUUAUUGGUUGGGCCAUGUUUAUGAUGGGUGUCAUCCCUCUGAAACGCAUGGAUAGCAGAAGCCAGCUGGAGUGUCUUAAAAGAUGCAUGGAUCUCAUCAAGAAGGGUGCCUCUGUCUUUUUCUUCCCAGAAGGAACAAGGAGUAAAGAUGGCAAAUUAGGUGUUUUUAAGGUACCAAGUAUCCCUUCCUUGCCUAUCUACGAUAGACUAAAAGAAGUCGAAAAACUAAGAUUGUGCAUCACCUAUUAUGAGGGAAGAAAAAUGGCCAUUUUUCAAAAAGGUGCAUUCAGUGUAGCAGCAAAAACAGGAGUUCCAGUGGUUCCCAUGACGCUAAUUGGCACAGGCAAAAUCAUGCCUGCAGGAAUGGAGGGUAUCUUGAAUUUAGGAUCGGUGAGAGUUGUUAUUCAUAAACCAAUCAGUGGAAGUGAUCCACAAACAUUGUGUGAUGAAGCUAGGAACAGAAUUGCAGAUGCCCUGAAUUGCCAAGACUGAGAAAUCUACUGUCAUACACUCUUUUUCAUUGCUGAAUACUAAAUUCAUUAAUGCAGAUGGGAAAAAUAUAUAUAUAUGAUUGAAAGGUAUGCACCAAUUCUUUUUUGUUUCUUAUUUUAUCAUUCUUUCCCUGUACUUAAUUAAGCCUUGUCUUUUCU
Rubroshorea leprosula is the source of this 1565-nucleotide messenger RNA. Lineage: Eukaryota; Viridiplantae; Streptophyta; Magnoliopsida; Malvales; Dipterocarpaceae. The record is from the annotation of a GenBank genome assembly.